This is a messenger RNA of Chenopodium quinoa (quinoa), 3380 nucleotides long. Its product is annotated as zinc finger MYM-type protein 5-like. The transcript is spliced from 2 exons. Lineage: Eukaryota; Viridiplantae; Streptophyta; Magnoliopsida; Caryophyllales; Amaranthaceae. The coding region runs from base 642 to 1298 and encodes 218 amino acids. The record is from RefSeq and is a predicted model, not a curated record.
UUAUUAUUUGAAAAAAUAAUAAAAUAAAUUAAUAAAUGUUGUUUUUAUUGCCAGAAGACAGCAAAGAGGAAGGAGAAGCAACAUUCACGCAUUCAAGCAUUCAACUUUCCCAAUUCCCAUUAUCUCAUAAUCCCAUUCAAUCAAUUCAACCUUCCAUAUUAAUUUCUCCAUGUUUCCAAAUUCCUCCCUAAUUACAUCAAUCAUGGAAAAUUGUAUUGCAUAUUUUCCCAGAAUUUCAACGGAAAAAAAAAAAAAAAAAAAAAACUCAGUCAAGAAAUCAAUUGCAAUCUUCCGAAUUUCUUGUUAUCAAACGGUAAUUAUUUUCCCAUAUAUAUGGGUUAUCUUCCAUUCAAUCAUCUUCAUCUAUCUAUUCCCAAUUGAUACAAUUAUACUUUAUACAAAAUCAAAAACGAAUUGAAGGGUUGAAGCAAUUUUUUUUUUCUUUUUGAGGGGAACGAAUUGAAGCAAUCGAUUUUAGGUCCAAAUUGGUCGUAUUCUUUUGAACAAAGAUUGAGAAUCAACGUUAUCGAGUAAUUCGCCAAUUCGUCCAAUUGAUUGAAAUAAAGCUUCUGCUUUCCAGGUUUUUUCAAUCCAUAUAUAUGAUACUGUAAUUUUAUUUUAUUUUUUGAGAUUUUGAGAUUAUGCCUCCUAGAAAGUAUGAAUCUGGGUCUCAAAAGCGUAACAAAAAGAGAAAAUUAGAAGUGUUAAUUAAUUCUCAAAAAGGUUCUCUUGAUAAAUUCGUUACAAAAGAACCUCAAGUUCCUCUUGUUGAGCCCGUUGAUGAUGUCCCUGUUGAGAAUAAUAAUGUUGAUGUUGAUGAUAUUAAUAAUGUUAAUGUUGAUCUUGUUAGUGAUAUGCCUAUUGCGGAGAAUGUUGAUGAUGUGGAUAAUAUUUUUGAUGAUGUGCCUAGUGUUAAUUGCAAUGUUGACGAUGUGCCUAUUGAGAAUGAUAAUAAUGCUGGAAAUAUUGAUGAUAUGCCUUCUGAUAAUGAUAAUGUUGAUCACCGUGAAACUAGUUAUGUGCCUAAUAUAUAUGAUCCUAGAGUUUGGGAUGGUCUUGAUUCUAAAAUGAUUGUUUUAUUAGUGAAAAAUGGUCCUAAAAGAGAUAAUUCUAUUGUGAAAGGUCCUAAAGAUAAAUCUUCAAGACGAUUUACAGCUAACUUGUAUACUAGAGUUUUAUCAAACGGUGAGAAAUGUGAUAGGGAUUGGCUUGUUUAUUCCAAAGAGCUUGAUAGAGUCUAUUGUUUUUGCUGUAAAAUAUUUAAAAAAAGGGAUGGGAAGAGGACAAUUGACAAAUGAAGGAUUUUCAGAUUGGGGGCAUGUAGGCUUUAGACUUAAAGAGCAUGAGACAAGCAUAUAUCAUGUUAAGAAUAUGACUACUUGGUAAGAGUUGCGUCUUAGGUUUCAAAAGAAUCAAACUAUUGAUAAGACGACUCAAAUGCUAAUUGAAAAAGAAAAAGACCAUUGGAAGAAAGUAAUGCAAAGAAUUUUUAAUUGCAAUUGUCAAAUUUCUUGCCAAACAUAAUCUAGCCUUUCGUGGUUCAAAUGGGAAAUUAUACCAAAAAAGUAAUGGUAAUUUUUUGGGCUUGAUUGAAAUGUUGGCCGAGUUUGACCCAAUCAUUCAAGAACAUGUCAACCGUAUUACUAAUAAUAUUCACUUUCAUUAUUUAGGUCAUACAAUCAAAAACGAGUUAAUACUUUUGCUUGGUUCUGCAAUAAAAAAUGAAAUCAUUAGAAAGAUAAAGCAAGCAAAGUAUUUCUCGGUAAUUCUUGAUUGUACUCCCGAUGUUAGCCAUCAAGAGCAAAUGUCAUUGAUAUUAAGAUAUGUGAAUGUCUCUUAUUGUAAUGUUUGCAUUGAGGAAUCUUUCUCAGGAUUUUUGAAUGUAAAUGAUACAACUGGCCAAGGGCUUUUUGAUGUUUUACAAAAUGAAUUGAAAAAUCUUGAUCUUGAUAUAAUGGAUGUGCGAGGACAAGGCUAUGAUAAUGGAUCUAAUAUGAAAGGAAAACAUCAAGGAGUUUAAAAGAAAUUUUUGGAUUUAAAUUCUAAUGAUUUUUAUACUCCUUGUGGUUGUCAUAGUUUAAACUUGACAUUAUGUGAUAUGGCUAACACAUGUAGUAAAGCUAGAGACUUUUUUGGAGUCAUCCAACGUAUAUAUACAAUUUUUACAGCUUCUACUAAGAGAUGGCAAAUCUUGAAAGACAAUGUAAAAGGACUAACUGUUAAGUCUUUGUCAUCUACUCGUUGGGAAAGUCGAGUUGAAAGUGUUAAGGCUAUUAGAUUUCAAAUGUCAGAUAUACGAGAAGCUUUACUUCAAGUAGCCGAUAGCAAUGAUAAGGAUUACAAUAUAAAGAGUGAAGCUAAAUCCUUAGCAAAUAAUGAGCUUGGUGAUUUUGAGUUUUUAAUUGCAAUAGUAAUUUGGUAUGAAAUAUUAUUUGCAAUUAAUUUAGUAAGCAAGCUAUUACAAUCAAAGGAUAUGCUUAUUGAUGUGGCUAUUAAAAAAAUAAGAGGGUUGAUUUCUUUUUUUGAGGGGUAUAGAGAAACUGGUUUUUAUGAUGCUUUGAGUAAGGCUAAGGACAUUGCUAUUGAAAUGGAUAUUGAUCCUAUGUUUCCCCAAAAGCGUGAAAUUAAAAGAAAAAAACAUUUUGAUGAGAAUCCAAGCACUUCAUCAAAUGCUCCUCUAUCUCCAGAAGAAUCAUUUAGAGUUGAUUACUUUCUUUAUAUUGUUGAUCAAGCUAUUAGUUCUCUUUAUAAAAGAUUUGAGCAAUUUGAGGAAUAUGAAAAUAUUUUUGGUUUCUUAUUCACUCCUCAAAGGAUGAAGUCAUUGGAUGAUUUAAGUUUGAAAUCCUCUUGUUUGAAUUUUGAAAAUGCACUUAUGUCUAAUGAAAAAUCAGAUAUUGAUGGGAAUGAAUUAUUUGUGGAGUUGAAGUUGCUUAAAGAAAUUUUGCACAAUGACAUAAAAGGACCUUUUGAUAUUUUUGAAUGAUGUGGGUUGUUUUCCUAAUGCUACUAUUGCAUAUAGAAUUUUGUUGACUAUUGAAUUUUGUUGACUAUUCCUGUGACAGUUGUAACUGCAGAAAGGAGUUUUUCAAAGUUAAAGCUAUUGAAGUCAUAUCUUCGUUCUACGAUGCUACAAGAAAGACUUAAUGGAUUGGCGAUGAUAGCAAUUGAGAAUGAUCUUCUAGAGAAAGUGGAAUAUGAAGACUUGAUUGAUGAUUUUGCCGCAAAGAGCGUUAGAAGAAUAUCACUUUUCAAAUAAAUAGAAGUUAAUAUAGCUUAAGUUGAUAUGAGCCUUGAGUUGUAUUUAGUUACUAUUAUCAACAUGAAUAAAAUAUCCGAAUUUAAUUUUGCGUAAUUGAAUAUAUCAUUGUUAUAUGAAAGCA